Physella acuta is the source of this 2478-nucleotide messenger RNA. Its product is annotated as metabotropic glutamate receptor 8-like. The record is from RefSeq and is a predicted model, not a curated record. NCBI's taxonomy places the organism in Eukaryota, Metazoa, Mollusca, Gastropoda, Physidae. Gene Ontology annotation, biological process: G protein-coupled receptor signaling pathway. Gene Ontology annotation, cellular component: membrane. Gene Ontology annotation, molecular function: G protein-coupled receptor activity.
AUGACCGCUGGAACUUGGCACCGCCUUGAGCCAGCGAUGCCAGCCCUGCGGCUCACCGUGUCGCUCCUGGGCUGCGUGAUGUUGGCCCCCCAGAUGGCCCUGGGCUCAGACAUCGUGCCCGGACUGCCCAAGGUCAAAUGGGCCAAGCCUGGCGACCUGAACAUCGGCUGUCUCUUCGCCGUCACUUACUUCAACGAGGAUAGGAAAGUGUACACGCUGCACCCGUUCAAUAGUGUUGGCUUGGUAGAGACCGUCGAUCACAUUUUCAACAUUAUAAACAAGGAGCAGAAGAUACUGCCAGGCAUUAAGUUAGGGUUCGUCAUCCUGGACACUCGACUAGACCCCUCCAUUUCUGUGGGGCAGAGUCUCAGCUUUCUGAGGAAAUAUGAAGGCAACACGACUGACCCACAGCAGAACAAGGUCAUUGGAGUGGUGGGGACGGACACGAGUUUGACGAGCAUACCCUCCUCCACGCUACUGGCCACCAUGAACAUCCCGAUGGUCAGCUUUCUGGCGUCCGCGGAUAUUCUCAGUGACAUGAACAAAUUUCCAGCAUUCUUUAGAGUGAUCGCCCCUCUCAGGUAUCAGCUCGCAGGGAUCAUCAAGCUGCUGAAAAUCAAGAACUGGCUUUAUUUUUCCGUAAUGUAUCAGGCGGGAACCUACGGCGAUGGCGCCUAUAGAGCGCUCAGGCUCCGCGCGGAGAAGGAACGUAUGUGCAUCGCCAUGACCAUCAAACUGAUGGACUCGACCAAGUACGAACAGGUGUUGAACCGGCUGAAGAAGCAAGUUAAGUUAUCGCGGAUUGUCGUGGUGCUGGUGUCUGACAUUGUGUUUCCACGGCUAUUUGCAGCCGCCAAGGCAACCGGGACGGAGAAAGAUUUUUUGUGGAUAGGAACGGACACGUUGACAGUCAAUAUGUAUGGCGACGGCUUCAUUCCCGGCUCCAUCGCCGUGGCCUACGACACGCAUCCCAUCCCCGGGUUCUUGGAAAUUGUGAGGACGAGUUUAAAAACGAGCGAAAAUCCUUGGCUUCCUUAUCAAAGCGAAGAAGAAAAGAAACUGAAUCAUAAGGAAUUAUGCAAAAUGUUACUGCCGUCUUGUCUGGUUUACGACGCCGUGUUGGUGCUUGCGCAUGCUCUGUCAAUGCUGCUGCAGGAGAAAUGUCCCACAGCUAAAGGCAAGCAGGCCUCGGAAUGUUUCGACAGGCAUCAGCACGAGUUCAUCAGCUACAUCUGGAAGGUCUCUUUCAAGGGACUCUCCGGCAAUAUUGUCUUUAACAAGGAAGGCGACGUCAUCGGCAACGUGAAAGUCAUCCAGUCUAAUUUGGUCCCGAACAACGGAGAAAUUACGCCCAGCUUUAUCGGGCUGUACGACGUCGGCACGGAGAAGUUAACCCUGUCUGAGAACAUCACCUGGGAGCAUUUCAGCUUCCCCGAGGCCCACACGCAAGCGGAUUACUUCUGCAUGCCGAAGUGCAAGCCGGGGGAGUUCAGGGUGCAGUAUAUGAACUGCUGCUGGCGGUGUCGCGUGUGCCAGGAGUACAUGAAGGUCUCAGCAGACGGCACCCACUGCGUCAAGUGCCCGCUCCUCCACUGGCCCCAGCACGACGUCUGCGUGCCCAUCACGCCGGAUCACAUGACGUGGAACUCGCUCAUCGCCAUUGUCCUGCUCAUCCUCUCCAUGACAGGGGUCAUCCUAGCCGUGGUCCUGCUGGUCAUUUACGUCGUGUACAGGGGGGAGUUCAUCAUCAAGGCCUCGAGCAUUGAACUAUCAAUCAUCCAGCUCAUCUCCAUCAUGUCAGGCUACCUGGGCGUGCCCAUCCUCUUGUUGCGGCCCACCCAUUGGUCGUGUGUGCUAGGGAUCUGCUUCUUCACGUUCAGCUUCAACUCACUCUACGUCGCCAUGCUGAUUAAAUCCGUUCGAGUCUAUCGGAUUUUCAAGAUGUCCAAGAAACAAAUGAAACUGUCCUACACAGGCUCUCUCUUCCAGGUGGCUUUCUUCUCCAUCUUCCUCGUCUUUCAGGUGGUGAUCUACUUCACCUUGAUCUAUUACUUCCCCAUCGACGUCAUCGUCAACCAGCCGGAAGAGAACCUCAAGUACACGGAGGAGGUCUGCGACAUCUCUGACAUCACGCUCAUCCCCUUCUUCAUCUUCGACGUGGUCCUGCUCUGCUUCUGCUCCGUGUUCGCCUUCAAGACUCAGAGCCUGCCCAGCACGUUCAAGGAGAGCCGUCACGUGUCCAUGUGCGUCAUCACCACCAUGAUCAUGUGGGUGGCCUUCAUGCCGGCCUACUUCACCUCCACCAAGCGGCUGCUCAAGUUCUACUACAUCAUUCUGGCCAUCCUCAUCAACCACACCACAGCCCUGUGUUUCCUGUUCCUGCCCCGGAUGUACGCCCUGUGGUACAUGGCCGGCAAGCGGAUGGACAGGAACAAGGUGUUUGGCUCGCUCGGGGAGACCAUCUCUACCAACAAGUGA